Molecule: messenger RNA, 3713 nt
Organism: Hirundo rustica (Barn swallow)
Lineage: Eukaryota; Metazoa; Chordata; Aves; Passeriformes; Hirundinidae
Product: G-protein coupled receptor 35-like
Exons: 2
Coding region: 112-1062 (316 amino acids)
Biological process (GO): positive regulation of Rho protein signal transduction; phospholipase C-activating G protein-coupled receptor signaling pathway; chemokine-mediated signaling pathway
Cellular component (GO): membrane
Molecular function (GO): chemokine receptor activity
Source: RefSeq, a predicted model, not a curated record
CGGACAGCUGUGCCCUGCGCUGACACCUGCGGCCACCACGGAUCUGCUCCCUGCCGAGGCACUGCGUGUCCUGCAGCCUCUCUGAGGACCCAGCCCACCUGCCGGCCUCACAUGGAGCAGAGACAGCCCAACGUGGACAACUGCACUGAGAGUGAUCCACAGGGUAGAGUUGUGCUGAUUCAGCUGGUUGUCUACAUCCCAGUGCUCGCUCUGGGGAUCCCACUGAACGCAGUUGCCUUCUGGGUCUUCUGCUGCAAACUCAAGAGGUGGACUGAGACCAAGGUGUACAUGAUCAACCUCAUCGUGGCAGACAGCUUCCUGCUCUUCACCCUGCCUUUCCUGCUCUAUUUUACCAAGUACAAACAUCCCAUAGACCAGCUGUGUUUAGCCAUACAAAACAUCUAUUUUACAAACAUGCCUAUGAGCAUCUAUAUCAUCACCGUGAUUGCGAUUGAUCGAUACAUUGCCAUCAAGUUCCCUCUGAAAGCAAAGAUUCUUCGAUCCCCGCUGAAAUCAGCUUCUAUCUGUGGCUUUCUUUGGAUAACAAUGAUAAUGUAUUCCAACUUGUAUCCCAUACUUCAGAGUAACUGGGAUGGCUGUUGUUUUCGGAGACAAUCUGUUCAACCUAGGUAUUUCUCUUUAUUCUACAGUAUCGGUGGGUAUUUUAUUCCCUUGGGGAUUGUGAUUUUUUGCUCAGUACAAGUCAUCAGUUGUCUAAAAAGGAAGAUGGCCACAAGCCCUCAUGAGACAAAACUAUUCCAGAAGGCCGUGCACAUUGUUUCUGUGAAUCUGUGUGUGUUUGCUGUCUGUUUCUCACCUUUCCACAUCUCACUGCUCUUGCGGUAUGCAGUGGAAGUUGCUGGAGCUCAUUCUCUGUUGCCGGGAGUUACAAACUAUAUUAAGAUCUCUGCCUGCUUAGCAAAUUGUAACUGCUGUCUGGAUGCAUUUUGCUAUUAUUUUGCAGCCAAGGAAUUUCCAGAGUUUUCUUCUAUGUUCCCCAAGUGUAUAUUUAUGAGGUCCAAGAUGAACCAAAGCGAGGAGUCACAGCCAUCCUCAGAUUAAGUGGUGGCAUAAACAAGGUGUAGUGCAUGGCAGGUGUUGAGUGCCACAAUGCUGCUCAGUUUUGAGGCACAGGGAAUGGAACCACCUACAGUGUUUGCAAUCAUUGUAGGUAUAGGCAUAUGUACAAAAAGGGCCAAACCCCUCCAAAGGGUGUGAUGAUAACUUGAAUUGCGUCCUGCUGUCCUCAGUGACUUGACUCCAGCUCUGACUACUGUCUUGUAUGGUUGCAUCGCAGCUCCAGGUGCCUUCUGGUGACAGCUUGUCUUGCUUGGCUUCAUGGCCCUUCACUUCCAGUGUCUUCUGACUCGUAAGCCUCUAAAAAAUUUCCUCCUGGGACUGCAAGCUCAUAUUCUGCACAUGUAAACUGAGAGGCAAUUAACUUCCUUAGUGACAACUGCCAUAGAGUUCUCCAUUAAAUCUGUCACUGUGCAGUGACACGCAUCCAGACCACAGUCUGAAACCACUGACUAGACCUUGAGCAAAGAAACACUCAAAGGACUGUUCCCAGCACGGAAAGUGUCCCAUCUCCAAACAUUAGAUCCACAUGCUUUGUGUCAAUUCUUUGGCAGGCAACACGGUGGAAGCUGCAGUGAGCAACUGGGCCAUAAAAACAAAUGAAACUACUCAGAUCCUUCAGCUGGUAAUUCCUGUCCCAGUUUUGCUCACUGGGGUAUUUUCUAGCACUCUGGCAUUGCUGGUAUUUUACUGCAAGCAGAGCAAGUAGCCUGUGUGUGUAUGUGAGCCGUUUAACCACUGCACACUGUUGAGCCCUCAUUCUGCCUUCUAAAUUCUCUUUUCAAAGACAGGAAAAGAUAUGGGAGACAAAUAGUGCCCGAUCUUAACAACCAUCUAUUGCUUAAGGAGGCAUGUGAGUGUUGUCACCCCUGUACCAUCAACAAAUAUGCUGCAAUUGACUACCCUCAGAAAGCAAGAGGCUUCUUGACAGACAUCUCUUACAAUCCAGGCAAGUGGUGUUCAGCGAGGAAAAACUCUUCUACUUCAGGAACAGCACAGAGGGCCUUAAAAAACAGUUUUGAACCUAGGAUUCCCUUCUGAGACAUUGCAUCUCAUUGCUUAUAAUGAAAGCCUGUUCCAAAAAGAUUAUUAUUAUUUUUAUUAUUUUGAAAAAAGCGAUGAGGAUUCAUAUCAACCUGUUAACCUACUGGUAACAACUCGCUUGUUUUCGCAGAUUCAGUCAUGCUCAUGUUUUCUCCCAGUUAACAUGGAGAACUUGUUCAAUUUCCAAGGGGCUCCAAAUAGGUCAUCUACUCUGAAAUACAGAACAGCUAUGCUUUUACACAUGUGGCUUCACAUACAGGCCUCAUAAGAGUUCCUUUUUCUCAUUGUAAAGAGGAAAUUAGCUGACUUCACAAUCCCUGUCAUCAUUAAGGGGUUUUUUGCUGUUUCCAGUGAAUGCUAUGAAAACAAAAAAAAAUCCAUACUUUUGCAAGUAAAAAUGAAGGUGUGUCAUAGUAACAUAUCUAUAAAUAAAUAUUCAUUUAUUACCAUUAUACAUCAGAGUCCUCUACUCUUAAUGCUAAACCUAUACUGGAGACUGGGAGAAAAGACUUUGCUACUGAGAUAUAAGAUGUGCCUUACAGCAGGGUGUUUAACAGUGAAACCAAAAGAUGAGCAAGGAACUUUCUGAUUAUCUGAAGAUAUAUGUUCUACCUUGGAGAAAAAUUAUUAUCUGGUUUAUAUGUCAACUUUAGGAUGGGUUUCUUGCAUCCUUCUUCAGUGAGCAAAGCCUCAGCUCCCUGAGUGCUCCCAGGAAAUGGAACACAUGAGUUAUCAGACCCUGGGCCACAACAAGCUACUGGCCACCAUCCAGCACUGCAAUCACAAUCCAGGAGGUUGGCGACACGCUUACCCCCAAAUCCUUUCCAUUUCCUAGCACAAGAGCCUGGGAAAUGGUAGUGGGCACCAACCUCAGCUGCCAAAGUCCAUCAGCUGCCCUGAACAGCAAGGCUGAACCAAUGCAUUUUACCAACAUUUCUGCAAGAUAUAACUUUCCUGUGCCUUUAAAGAAAAGAAUGCUAAUUAUGGUUUCUACUUCAGGCUUGAGAGAAAAACAAACAAACAAAAAACCAAAACACGACCCACAAGGAAAAGCCUACAAAGCAAUUCAGAAUCUUGCUUUCAUGUGAGUGAAUUAGUGAGUAAGUGAGCAGCAGAUAUAGCAUUUUCAGCCCUCCUAUGCAUGGAAGGCAGGGGCUGGUGUAAAACAGGAUUUUACUGUUGGGUGGCAUUUGGGCAGACCUUAAACAUGAGUUCCUACCAGAGGUUUGAGCUCCAGGGGCCUGAGGGACACACUGGGGAGCUGUGGGAUGGGUACAGCUUUCAGGUGUUGGAGGCAUCUUUGAUUUGUUUCCUUGGCACAGCACAGCUGUUCCAGAGGUGGGCACUGCCCAGCAGCUCCACAAGCACUGAAGCAGCAUCAGGGAGUUGGGAAGCACGGGAUGUUCCAUGCCCUGCCCAGUGUGUGCACACAGAUACUCAGCUGCUCCCUGGUGCUGCUGAUGCCUUAGGACUUUAGCUUUUAGGUUUUUCAUAUAUUAAUAAUCCUGCAAUUGUUUAGUGCAUAACUCUAAACUCCACACGCAGUGUGAACUGCUCCUUCCCCAUUUUGGUCAGACACAACAAUUCCUCUG